Leptosia nina is the source of this 1458-nucleotide messenger RNA. The record is from the annotation of a GenBank genome assembly. NCBI's taxonomy places the organism in Eukaryota, Metazoa, Arthropoda, Insecta, Lepidoptera, Pieridae.
AUGGAGCAGAUGGCCAGUUCACUGGAUGACCUCGAGGAGUUAGCGCUUUGUUCUUGCUGUCAGCGUGUAUUCGACGAGACUGAGAGACUGCCUAAACUCCUUUCAUGCAAACACUAUUUCUGCCUCCCCUGCACCCGAAGCGUGUUGGAAGCCGGUCGGGAGGUACGCUGCGUGCACUGCUGGAAGAGGACCGAGCUGCCAGAGGGACGUGCAGAGUCGCUGCCAACGCACGCCGCAGUCUUGUCUUUAGCUCGCCGCCUGAGCCCAGAUCCGCCUUGCUCCGUUCACUCGCUACCCGCGCUCUGGUGCGCCGUAUGUGGGGUGCGCGCCUGCAGAGCCUGCGACCACACGCAACACGCGCACGCCCUUCGUCCUACCCGAGAAGCACGCACCUUACUGCAGCGGGAUACCCGCCUUCUACAAUCCGAUCUUCAGAGGCUAGCUGUACGUCAGCGAGAUUUUUUACUUCGGGCCCUUGACGCCGCUACUGCUUUGAAAACCCGGCUCGAGGCAGAACUCGCUCUACCCAUUACAUACCCGAUACCUUUUGAGAGGACUAGUGUCGAUGUCGAAAGCUGUUCGUUGGCGGCGGCUACAGCUGAACGGGAACGUCUCCGCGCCCGCCACGCUGAUGCCCUGCUACAAUGUCGUCUCGACGACUUAAUUCGAAGCGCCAACGUCCCCUUAGAUUUUGAACUUUUGCGACGCGCUCUCUCAGGGCUCUGUGCAGGUGAAUCAUCGCCUACACUCCCGGGAGAAGAGCGACGUGAUCCCGUUCUCUUCUUGGCUAACUAUUGUAUGGCCCAACUUUACACGAGACACUGUCUGGUCCGGCGCGUUCCGACGCUGGAUGUCAUAGAUGGUACGGGAGCUCUCGAAGCGGACGCAGCGCCGGAGGCGGCCUCCCCUGCGCCUACUACUGCGGCUCUCGGUUCACCGAUGCUGCGCAACCCGUCCACGUAUCCGUUAUUUUACUUUAAUUUGGAGGUAAACGGUACCCCAUUUGGGCGUGUAGUGAUAGAAGUACGCGAAGAUGUCGCACCAAGAAUGGCGCGUAACUUUGCAGUUCUGGCGACUGGCGAACUCGGUGUAGGUUAUCGCGGCUGCACGGUAUUUCAGUGUUGGGAGAAUGAAAGCGUCAUCACUGGGGAUUUCGAGUUAAAUAAUGGCCGCGGGGGCCGUUCCGUUUUUGAGGAAAAUUAUUUCAUGCCAGAUGAUACAAAGAUGGUCGCCGUACGCGGUUCCGUUGGCAUGCGUCGGUCGCAAAAACGCCACGACAAUUUGGGACUAGUCGGAUCUCAGUUUAGAAUUAUGUUACGUGAGAUGCGUGGCUUCACGGCUAUUUUCGCUUUCGUCGUAGAGGGUCUCGAGUUGGUCGAUCGUCUGAGUCGCACCGGCGACAGUGCCGGUAAGCCUCACAGCUCCAUUCUUAUUACCAGCUGCGGCAAAUUAAACUAG